This is a messenger RNA of Talaromyces marneffei, 1683 nucleotides long. RefSeq lists its product as uncharacterized. Gene Ontology annotation, molecular function: zinc ion binding; DNA-binding transcription factor activity, RNA polymerase II-specific. The transcript has a single exon. NCBI's taxonomy places the organism in Eukaryota, Fungi, Ascomycota, Eurotiomycetes, Eurotiales, Trichocomaceae. Bases 1 to 1683 code for a protein of 560 amino acids. The record is from RefSeq and is a predicted model, not a curated record. Gene Ontology annotation, biological process: regulation of DNA-templated transcription.
AUGACGCCGAAACGAGUCAGAACAGUCGAAGGCUCAUGCUGGGCCUGUAAAGACCGUCGUGUCAUAUGCAACUUGCAACGGCCGCAAUGCUCGCGCUGCACCUCUGAAAAUCAGGUGUGCGAGUACGGCAAGCUGCGACUCAGAUGGUGUAAUGGCGUCGCUGCUCGAGGUCGUUUUGCGGGUCAAAAUGUGCCGGUGUCGAGCGGUAGCCCUACAGAUAGCAAAUACUCGGUGAACGGGCAGCUGUCGCCGUCAACGUUGACUUCGCCAUCGCCAUCGUUCUCAUUGUCAUCGUCGCCGCUUUCGUCUAAGCGAGAAACAAGUUUAGAACUCGUGAGAGUGGCCGAUGAAGAGGAAGGAGAAGAGAUUCAAUCGCCAGACACCAGCAAAACUUGUCAAUUUCCAGAAGUGCCAUCACUUGUAAUAGCCGAUGAGUUGAUGCUGUACUUUGAGCACAUUGUGAUUGACCGCUUCAAUCUCUCCACCCAACCGGUCCUAGUAGAUCUGGUCGCGGUAAACAAAUAUCCAGCACUCCGGUACUCGGUAACUGCAGUUGCCAACGCCCACCAGCAACUUACCUACCGUCCUGGACAGCAUGACGCCUUUCUAUCCAAAAGAACAGCUCGUCUUAAAGCGAUUUACAACUUUCGCACACAGUUGGAGAAUCCAACUCAUCACCGAAAAGCACGUCGUGUUCCUCCACUAGAUUUAUUCCUUGCCAACGUUCUCCUUUGCAUUCUCGACGGCGUGAUUGAUCCCAACGACGAGAGCGCCGCUUGUCAUGUCCACUAUCGCGGUGGAAGAGCCAUUCUGAGUCAAUGGAAACUGCAUCAACAGCUUCUUCAACGACAUAAACGUGGCCUUCCAGCGUUGAUGUUGUCGUGUUUCGCGACUAUGGAUCUGACAUAUUCACUGCUUACUGGUGAGGAGCAGUAUUUCCGCGAUACUACAUGGGCUCAUUUCGCUGGUAGCGAUGGAUGGUGGGGUGUGCUUCCGCCGUGUGACCCGUUCCUAGAUAUCAUGCGGAUACUAUCCCGUCUGGCUCGUUUGGGACAUGCCGUACAUAGUGGUAGUGAAAGUGCACUCUUCGGCGAUGAGUUGGAGGCCCUUACCAUGGCUCUAAGGGGCUAUGCCACCCCCAUGGAUGGAUUAGAAACCCUAUUCAUGGGCCAACAAAACGAUAUUUUUGCCCUCAAACCCUCUCGCAACACACAAACUCCCUUGUCACCUCACCUUCUGGCCCCCAUGUACUCAUACAAGGCCCAACUUGAGCUUGACGAAUCCUGGACCGUGUUUUGCAACGCCUACCGUCUUACAGGACUCAUAUAUAUAUACCGCGUCUUCCAUCGCCUCGAUGUUUCGCACCCCUUGGUCCAACAAGCCACCUCCCAUGGCCUUAGAGCUAUAUGCGAGUCACGUCUUAAGGGCAAACUAGCUCAUUGCCUUCUCUUCCCAGCACUUGUGAUCGGUGCACAUUGCCGAACAGCACCCCAGCAAAAGGCAAACCUGAUGGCUAUAAGAUCGACAGCUGCGUUUUUGAAUUUUGGUUCCUUGAAGGUCAUGGAGACUUUCCUGCGAGGGUUAUGGGCGCGAGUACCGUUAGUUGAGGAGGAGCAGGAGGAGCAAUCUGAGUCGUGGUGGGAAUGUUUCACGCCUAUAGCGGAAAAGACGUUCCUCUUUUAG